AAAAAAAAAGAGCCGAGAAGAAGAGCACGCGCGAGAGAGGAGCGUGAAGGGAAAGGGGCAUAUUCCGAAGGGUAGGAAGAAGGAGAUAAAUAAGAUGCUGAGGGAACGCAGAAACCAGGUAGUGCCACGUGGGACACUACCUGGCAAGCAGGCAUCGCAUCUUGGAACCACGCGACCUCCAAAGAAAGAGAAGAAGAGAAGAAGAGAAGAGAAAGUAAGAACCCUCUACGCCUAUGGCGGUCCUUCUUCAUCGUCAUUGCCAUCUUCUUCGCUGUACCUCUUUUUGAUUACCUUUUUCAUCAUUUUCUCUUUCUCUUUCUCUAUACUCUUUCCACGCUUUCCUAGCUCUCUCUGUCUCUUUCUGCUCUGCUCUGCUAGAUCAUUGUCGCAGCUUAAUUCCUCGCCACCACCAAAAAAGAAAUUUUUUUUUUCUUUUCUUUUCCCCAACCAACCGGUGGCAAAGCUGUUUAGGGCGCAGAAGAUUCGCCCUGGCUCUUGUUUUGAAAUUGGGUUUGGAGUUUCAGCAUCUGGGUUGAUGUCAAAUCGCUUGUUUUUCUUCCUUUCUGGUACCUAGCUCUUCUUAUCUUCUCUCGGAAUUUGUUUUGGUUUUUGAUUUUGGAAUUAUAAUGAUAAAUUUGAGGUUCUGGGGCUCUAUCUGACUGUAAUUUCGAUUGAUCUUUGUCCUUAAUUUUGGGGUUAAAAUGAUUUGUGCAAUGUUGGCCAUGGUCGCUGAUGAGAAAUUAUUUAAUGGUUUAUAGCUUCUUUGUCGGGUUUUUUAAGAAAUGGAGAAUUUGUUGAUUUUUGGUAGUGAAGUUGAAAAUCUCGGUCAUAGUUUUAUGUUUUGGCUGAAAUUUGCAGAAUUUUUAAGUUAUAUGGUGUGAGUAAAUACUCAUGUGCAAUAAGGAAAUUGCAUGCUUAAGCCAGUCUGAAAACAAUAUUGAUCAUCAACAUCCUCAUCAGGCUGUGUACUUGAUGGAUAGCCCUUCUGCUACAACAAACUCGGCCCCUAAUUAUGCUAUGUCACCUGGCUCAAAUGAUGAGUGCCCGCGUGUUAAAUUUCUAUGUAGUUUUCUAGGUAGCAUAUUGCCUCGCCCACAGGAUGGGAAGCUCCGGUAUGUGGGCGGAGAGACGCGAAUCGUGAGUGUGCCUCGGGAUAUUACUUAUGAGGAGUUGAUGAGCAAGAUGCGAGAACUAUAUGAAGGGGCAGCAGUGUUGAAGUAUCAGCAACCAGAUGAAGAUCUUGAUGCUCUUGUCUCGGUUGUCAAUGAUGAUGAUGUGACUAACAUGAUGGAAGAGUAUGACAAGUUAGGUUCCGGGGAUGGUUUCACCAGGCUCAGAAUUUUCUUGUUUUCUCAUCCCGACCAAGAUGGUUCGUCACACUAUGAUGGGGAUGAAAGGGAUACUGAGAGGAGAUAUGUGGAUGCCUUGAACAAUUUGAAUGAUGGAUCUGAUAUUAGGAAGCAACAACCUGACUCCCCGGUGAUUAGUGGCCUUGAUGAUGGCCAUGUAAUAGAUCAGUUCUUUAACCCAUUGAGCCUUGAGGGUGGCCUUCAUAACCAGAGGAAUGAAUUGCCCAUCCCACAGUAUAACUUGCAUCACCUCACGAUUCCUCAUAUGGGAUCAGGGCAACACCAUCAACCAAUUAGUCAGAGGUAUAGUGAAUUGGAAGCUCCGUGGAGUCCUGCAUACUAUUCUCCUAGGCAUCAUGGGCACCAUGAUCCUAGAACACUAGCAGAAUUUCCUUCUUCCCCUUCUGCACGUUAUCGUAUGCCAUUUGUAGACUUACCUGAUAAAUGCUCAGAUAGAAUGCCAGAAGAAUUUUCUCGGCAGCAAGUAAGUCCCCGGCCUUCAUAUGAGCACCAACCUCAAUAUUCUGAUAAUGUUGGAUGGCUUCCAAGUGGAGCCAUAUCAGGUGAAAAGUCAGGUUUUCCAGGUAACAUAUUUCACACAUCCAAUGUUGUUGAAGGAAGUAGUAUCUGCGAGCACUGCAGGAUGACUUUCCAAAGAAAUCAACCACAUUUUGAGCAUCCCAGUAUGGGGAGUGGGCUUCACCAGGUUGCUAAUCCGUGUCCUGAUUGCCCACCAAGGGAGACCUUCAUGCUCAAUGCUGAUACAAAGUUGCACCACGGAAUUCACCCAAAUGAACAGAAUAAUGAGCAUCGAUCAUUAUUUAAUGACAGCCAAAAUCACGAGAGAGGAUGGAUUCUGCAUCAACAAUUGAAUGCUCGAGCUGAUGAAGUAAGAACAAAUGUAUCUGGGGCUGGGAGAUUGAAUGACCAUUAUACUGUUGAAGGUCCUGGUAUGAAUUUGCCUCUUAGUCAUGCUAAUAUGGUAGAUGGUCGUCAUGUGUCUUCAAAUUACGUUCACCACCGAGCUGGACCUGAACUAGGAAAUGAGGUGUUUCAUGACCAACCUGUGCCUGGUGCACCACUUAUACAUGUCCCUCCUCCUGAAGAAAGUGGUAUUCGAUAUGGGAAUCAUCCUUUUGUCUAUGGAGGAGAUAAUCUUUAUCCAGCUCAUGGACAUGUUCCAGGACAUGUUUUAUGGAGAAAUGCUCAGAACCCAAUGAAUGCCGCUCCAUCUUAUGAAGCAUCCAAUGCACCACCUCAAGUCAAUGGUAAAGUUAAUCCAGUAUUCCCCAGAGGCACGUGGGAGGGUAGUCCAAGAUUUUGUAUUGGAGUGGAUAAUCAGAAUCCCUGGGUUGAAUCCUCACAGAAAAUGUUAGGUUUUGAUGGGAAAGCGGUCCCAGACUAUGCCUACGGCCAUGCUUUAAAAGUGAACCUCAAUAUACUUGGUCAUGAAAAUCAACAUCAAUUUUCUUCAGACCUUGUAAGACCCUCACAAGAAAUUCCGAACUCUGCUAGUCCUUUGGAUCCUAUUAAUGAUCUUGUGAGGUUGGAGGAGAAAAGUAUACCUAAAGAAAAAAUAGAGGAAAAUCAUUUAGAGAAAACUGAUAACUCUGGUGUGCUGGCUAUUUGUUGUUCUGGUCAAGCCAAAAUUGGUGAUAAUAAUUGUGAGCUGGCAUCUCUUGAGUCCAUUAACUCAAAUUGCUUGAAAACCACAAAAGAGAGUGGUGAUGACAUCAAACCAGAUGGAAAGGAUCUUUCUGCUUCUCCUGAUGUUUCAAAGCUUUCGGUUAGCAGGUUGAGUUUCUUACCUGAUUUGAUUGCUUCUGCAAAAAAGGCUGCAUUAGAAGGGGCUGAGGAAGUGAAAGCUGAAGCUAAAGAGGAUGCAGACAAUAAGAAGAAUGUCUCGACAGCCAAAGAAACAGCUGCUAAAGAAUUAGAAUCAGCGAAUGUUCCUGGGGAUUCAGAAUUGGAUUCGGAUUGUGAUAAUCUAGACACUUCCAAAAUUGAGCCAACAAAGGCUGAGGCAGAAGCUAUUGCCAAGGGAUUGCAGACAAUAAAGAAUGAUGAUCUGGAGGAGAUUCGAGAACUAGGUUCUGGAACAUAUGGGUCUGUUUAUCAUGGGAAGUGGAAGGGUUCUGAUGUAGCAAUAAAGAGAAUAAAAGCUAGCUGCUUUGCUGGGAGACCAUCAGAAAGAGAACGACUGAUUGCAGACUUCUGGAAGGAGGCUUUGAUACUAAGCUCACUACAUCAUCCGAAUGUCGUCUCCUUUUAUGGUAUUGUACGUGAUGGUCCUGAUGGAUCUUUAGCAACUGUAACAGAGUUCAUGAUCAAUGGAUCUCUGAAGCAGUUUUUGCAGAAAAAGGACAGAACAAUUGACCGUCGGAAGAGACUCAUCAUAGCUAUGGAUGCUGCAAUUGGGAUGGAGUAUUUGCAUGGGAAGAACAUUGUACAUUUUGAUUUGAAAUGUGAAAAUCUGUUGGUAAAUAUGAGAGAUCCACAGCGGCCUGUGUGCAAGAUUGGAGAUUUGGGCUUGUCAAAGGUAAAACAACAUACUUUAGUGUCAGGAGGUGUUCGUGGAACUUUGCCCUGGAUGGCACCUGAGCUUCUUAGUGGGAAAAGUAACAUGGUUACGGAGAAGAUUGAUGUUUACUCAUUUGGGAUUGUUAUGUGGGAAUUACUCACUGGAGAUGAACCUUAUGCAGACAUGCAUUGUGCUUCUAUAAUUGGAGGAAUUGUGAACAACACAUUACGUCCCCAAAUUCCUACGUGGUGUGAUCCUGAGUGGAAGUCUUUGAUGGAAAGUUGUUGGGCCUCUGAUCCAGCAACUAGGCCAUCGUUUUCUGAAAUCUCUCAGAAGCUGAGGAAUAUGGCUGCUGCAAUGAAUGUGAAAUGAUUCCCAAUCUCAAAAGCAGUCAGAUUCACUUCUUUCCCGUCAAGUAGUGUAGGCCAAGACAUGGCUAAAGAUGAAAUAAAAAUGAAGCAUAGAUUUUUGCAGUUUAAGGCCACUACUGGAUUUUCAAGUAUAUGGAGGCUAUAAUGUAAUAUUAUGCCUUGGUUCAUCUCUACCGUAUCAUCAUUUGUAAUAGUGAAAAUGGUAGGUAAUUUUCCUUUUUAGAGUGCCAAUUUAUAUGCACUCAAAUGGAUUUUUACCUGGAAGGCUUCAUAAUACCCAGUCAAGAGCUUAUGAUGACACGAUCAAACUGCUCAUGUUGUUUUGGAUAUAUAGGAUCAGGGAGUGGCUGUACUACUGGUAUAGACAGAUGUCAUAUGGAGGGCUGAGCCAAGAAUAUUUUUGAAGGAUGUGUAUAUAAAAUCAAUUAUUCCGAGGGGGUUCUAAGUAUCAUAUCUUGUGGCGGAAUUUAUAAAUUUUAUUUUUAUUCCUUUUUGUCAUUUGGUUUUGUUAGGUCUUUUUUAAGUUUUCUAGUUAUGGGAACAAUAUACAUGCAUAUGUACGAGAUAUACUUUGGCUCUUAGAGAUGUAAAAAGUAUAUGAUUAAUUUUGUAAGAUACUCUUCUUGGUA
Ziziphus jujuba (common jujube) is the source of this 4870-nucleotide messenger RNA. RefSeq lists its product as uncharacterized. Gene Ontology annotation, cellular component: cytoplasm. Lineage: Eukaryota; Viridiplantae; Streptophyta; Magnoliopsida; Rosales; Rhamnaceae. The transcript is spliced from 9 exons. The coding region runs from base 892 to 4242 and encodes 1116 amino acids. Gene Ontology annotation, biological process: protein phosphorylation; signal transduction. Gene Ontology annotation, molecular function: protein binding; ATP binding; protein kinase activity. The record is from RefSeq and is a predicted model, not a curated record.